Molecule: messenger RNA, 1569 nt
Organism: Tarenaya hassleriana
Lineage: Eukaryota; Viridiplantae; Streptophyta; Magnoliopsida; Brassicales; Cleomaceae
Product: trafficking protein particle complex subunit 12-like
Exons: 2
Coding region: 17-1225 (402 amino acids)
Molecular function (GO): protein binding
Source: RefSeq, a predicted model, not a curated record
AUCAGGCCGCCGAACAAUGGACCCGGAUUUUAAAGAACCCGACCUCGCCCCCUCUGAAACCGCCGGUUCCGGCUCCGACGAAACCGCCAUGGCCGAGUCCAUCGGCGCCGGUGCUGAGGCGACCACCUCGGGAUCAGACGCGUCGGUUGUCAUGGCCGUAUCCGAUACGCCGCCGGAUCGAUCGGGCCCGCUCGAUGAAUUGACUCACGAUCUGGAUUCACUCCACGAACUCGCCACCCGAGGCUCGUGGCAAGCCAUUCUCGACAAGGUGGCUCGAGCCAGAGCCUCUUCGCUCCUCUCCAAGCCCCACGAGCAUCUCACCUAUCUCACUUUCCAGGUUUUGGCUCUCACGAAGCUUCGUCGCUCCGCCGAUGCUGCUCAGGAGCUCGAUUCAUUGCACGAUUUCGAUGGCUCGCAUUACAGGUACGAAUCCUACCCGGAGAUUUAUCCGGAUCGGGCAGGAUCCAUGGUUCCUUUCUCUCUCCGGUGGCUUUAUGCUUUGAUUCCGACCAAGCUCGAUAAUCGCCAGGAAGGGUUAGAUCGGUUGUACAUUUUACUGGAUUUCGUUCGAGAGAGAAUCAGAGAGAAAGAAUCCAAAAACCUGGAUGCGUCUGUGGAUGUAUGGAAGAGAAGGGAAGUUUUUGUGAUGAGUUGUUUGCUAGGACUCCAUUUAGGUCACAAGGAAUUUGGUGUUUCCAUGGAAUUGAUAAAGGAACUGCUUAAUCGCAAUCCAUUGGAUCCGGUUUUGAUCUCGAAACUAGGAUACGUUCAAAUGCAGUUUGGUGACAUAGAAGGAGCGAAAUGCACGUUUGAUCGGGUCGAGAAGAUGAUGAAUGAAGGAAAGAACAAUGACUUACUCAAUGAGAUAGAGUUCAAAAACCUUGUGGGUAGGAACAAGGCUUUAAUCUAUCUGGUGGGGAAGGACUAUGUUUCGGCUGUGAGGGAGUAUGAAGAAUGCAUGGAACAAGAUAAUUCGGAUGUUGUUGCCAUCAACAACAAGGCCCUUUGUUUGAUGUAUCUGAGAGAUCUUUCAGAUGCGAUCAAGGUUCUGGAGAACGCAUUAGAGAGAGUGCCGACUGUGGCUUUGAACGAGAGCUUGGUGGUGAACUUAUGCAGUAUGUACGAGCUGGCCUAUGUUAAUCACACCGAUAUCAAGCGAACGCUGAACAAUUGGAUUGCCCGUGUCGCUCCCGAUGACUUUGAUUCAUCUUGCACCAGGGUUUGAGUGUUCAAAUGCAGAGUUUUCAGAUGAGCAAAGCUCAUUCUUUGAAGAUGGGUUCCCAUACCUGGAGGACUUCAACCUCGGGGCUCGAUAGAAAAUCGAUUUUGGUCUUCCCGGCAUGAGUAUCAACACAGGGUUUCUCGGAUUCGGCCCGGCGAUUUGUUCAGUUUUGGCCGGUGGUUUCACUGGCGAGUUGCGAGCUUCAACUCACCAGUAAUGGCCGUAGGAAACUCUUCCUUGUCUCACCCAACACUUUAGCAGCUUUGUACACUUUCUGAAAUCUUGUAUUUCAUUUUUGACCUCUUUGUUAGAAAACAAUACAUAUAAAAAGAUUUUAUUUGAAAUCA